UUAGUGCGCAUGCGCAACGAAUGACUGGCGCGAGGCGAAGAGUGUAAACAGACAUGGAGGAAGUGUCGUAUUCGGUUAAGACACCAGUGUUGGGAUGUAAAGUUCUCAGUAAAGGACGCCAUAUUGGACUCCAGCAGCUCAGAGCACUUGCAGGGACAGGGAUUACACUUCUGGGUCCAAAUAAGUCCUACAAGUUUAUUGAAGAUCAGGGAAGUGGGGAAUGUGCCCUAGCCUGUUCAGCGUUUCGACUUCUGGAGCAUUUGGAUUUCACGUGCGCUGUUGGACAGCUACUCAACGAGACAGUACAGGCUCAUCAAAAAGUGUUUAAGACGGGUACAGGGUGUCUGCUAUUUCUAGCUGGGGUGUGGAGCGUGGCUGUGCUAGAACUUCUUUGUACUGGGAUUCCUAUUACUGAUAUAAUAUCGGCAAUGUCAGAAGGGCUGGACUCAUGCUCGGAAGCCUGCAUGACAUGCUGUGUGGCCAUUGAAGAUAUUUUCAGCGUAGACGAUUGUGAGCUGGAAAAGCAAAUUAAUAGUUUAAAUGAUUUACAGAUUGCUUUUCCUUCUAACCAAUAUUUAGUCAGCUCGCAGCAAGUUUUUCUGAAUGACUCACAGAAUACUGCUCCAGCUUCUUUUUCUGAUACAGAAGUGUCAUCUUUCACUCAAGACAGACAUACAAAAAAACUAAUGACUCAGGAUGGUAAGGUCCCAGCUUCUCUAAAAAGAAAAAUAAAGCUGACGCAUAGCAGAUAUUUCAGUCCUAAGGAGGCAGAUUCUAAAGAUGGGUCACCGCAAGUGCAGUCGAGAAUUACUAACUUUACCCAUCUUUGCAGUGUCUUGAGUCAUGGAUGUGACUAUGGAAUGAAUUUAGCCUUAGAGGCAAACAGAAUUCAGACAGAGAGCAAAGGAAAAAAAGACAGUUGUCCCAGAACAUUUGAUGUGAGUAAGCUUGUUACAUGUGUCCUUCCUGGAGUGUUAGAAGGCCAGUCGUGUGCCACUUCAGGCUUUGUCACUGUUGUAUCUGUGGAGCUGGCUUCAUUAAUUAAAGAUUUCAAAGAUCAGACAGUUAAUGUUGUGCUCAUCAAUGGGGAUCUGAGUGAAAAGUAUCGACACGUAGGGUUCAGCACACACCCCAACAUCAGAAAUGUAACUGAAAACCUGGAUUCACUUGGACAUAAUCUGCAAGAUAAGUGGGUAAAUGCUGCUUUAACCUGUCUGUUGAAAUUGAAGGUAAAUUUGGUUUUAGUAACAGGUGUAGCUUGUGCCAGACUUACAGAGGUCUGUUUGAAAUGCAAAAUACUUGUAGUUGAGAGAGUGAAGCACAAUAUAUUAAAGGAUUUUUCUGAAACAACAGGAGCUUUGCCAGUGGCCUAUGUCACCCAUGUGAAUGAACACUGUGUAGGUGGUGGAGCACGUGUCAGUUUAUGGAGAGAAUGUAGUCAUAGUAAAGUGGCUAAAAUGGCGACCAUAAACAUCACUGUAAGUGGGACAGCACUUGUUACGGUAGUCAUUACAAGCCCUGUGAAUGGCAAACUUCAGGCAUUGGAGGACCAGUUCUGGAGCUCUGCUUAUCGACUUCAUCAUGCCCUGCAAGAUGGGAAGCUUUUUCCUGGUGCUGGGGCAAUUGAGCUGUUUUGUGUCCAACACCUUCAAAAGCUCAUAACACAGGACUCAGAGAGGACUUCUAAAGAAGAAAACAAAACCGCUGCCUCCUCUCGCCUACUGCACACAGCAGGGACAGCUGUUUCGUACAAAGGAAUGGUGUGGCAGCAUAUGGCUGAGGGAUGGAAAGAAUACGUUGCAACAGUGCUGUACAACACUGGUGUUUAUGCCUCAAAACUGGAAGCUUGUACUGUUGUAAAUCAGGCCUUGUGCCAAAAGAACAAAAGGAUGUCUUUAGCUCCAAAUUUCUCAGAAUUGCUUGUAGUUGGUAAUACUGCCAGUAAUGGACAUUCUGGUGUAAGUAGAAAAAAGGUGAGUGUCUAUGACAAUGUCACAGUAAAACUGGAGGCCUGGCGUAAGGCCCUAGACUUGGUCUUGUUAGUGCUUCAGACAGAUACUGAGAUCAUUACUGGUUACAGUGCUGAAGACAGAGGAGAACAAGAGAAUGGAUUAAUGGUGCUUUAAAAAUGUUCACAUUUUCUUGCUCUCAUUUGUGAUUCAUUUAGUACAUUUUGAUUCAAGAUGUACAUUUGUCUCGUGACCGACAGUAAUAACUGGCCUAUCCAGCAAAGACUGAAAAAUUCUUAUAAAAUUGAACUUCACAAUGUGAUCAAAAGUACAGUCUAAAAUGGCAAACGAGAACACAUUACAAAAUAGAUUCAUGUAUUUAGGUGUCCAUGAACUAAUGCAUUUAAAAUACCAUCUCUAGUACUUUUUAUAUAUUCAAAAUUUUUAGUUUUAAAAUAUUUCCAAUCUGGUAUAUUUUUACUAGAUUUUCUAGCAGUUCCACUGUCCCCCUGUGACAAAGGAUAUACAGUAUUAGCAAAAAAAUGUUCAAUUUCAUUGUAGCAGAGUGAAUGUUGUACAUAACAAUGGAAUGUUAGUUACUAAAAGAUUCCUUUGACAUAAAAAAAUAAUUUAUUUGAUGGAUUUAAAUUAUCAUUCAAUUAUUUUGUUCUAGCAGUCAGUAAAACGUUUCUGUUUAGGUAAUCUGGUCAGUAGUUGCACCUGUAGUGCAUUGAAUCCUAUGGAGUGCAGGUAUGAAGGUAGCAGACUGACCCUUAAAAGAAGAGGGCUAAGACCAGGGAGGGAGAGGUGAUACACAGAGGCACAGAGAGAGGAGGAGAAAGAGCCCAGUGAAAGCAAGCAGGACAACAGACCAGAAAACAAGUCGGCUAAAUCCAUUAUUAAUCUCUUAAUUUUUAUGUUCCCUAUGGGAAGUUUCAGCUCUAUGGACAAUGGAUCUGUGAUCUCGGCACGAUUCAAUUUUGAAUACAAAGGAGGACUGUGCUUCCAUUGCUCUCUUUGGAAAGCAGAUUAUAGAAGAUCUGCAGUUAACAUCUGCAGGACCUGUACAUAGGAUACACUAUGGUGUAGUGUAAUUCAACUUGUUUUCUAUUUGGGGUAAAGCUCUUUGUAACAUUAACAAAUUGUUUCUACUUUUACCAAUUUCCAGAAGUACUUGAGAGUGCUAUUAUUAGAACAGACUUACCCUGUAAACAUUGUGCUGUUAACCCACCUGCACAGUAGAUACCAGGGCAAAUUGUUACAAUGAUAACUGAAGUUUUUUUUCUAAAAUUAGUCCGGAACUUUGGUAUUACAGAUGUAGCAAGGGGCUGCCCUGAUGUUCUAAUUAAAACAAACUUUA
This is a messenger RNA of Lepisosteus oculatus (spotted gar), 3309 nucleotides long. RefSeq names its product Bardet-Biedl syndrome 12 (gene bbs12). Gene Ontology annotation, biological process: chaperone-mediated protein complex assembly; photoreceptor cell maintenance. NCBI's taxonomy places the organism in Eukaryota, Metazoa, Chordata, Actinopteri, Semionotiformes, Lepisosteidae. Gene Ontology annotation, molecular function: ATP binding. The record is from RefSeq and is a predicted model, not a curated record.